Molecule: messenger RNA, 3818 nt
Organism: Toxorhynchites rutilus septentrionalis
Lineage: Eukaryota; Metazoa; Arthropoda; Insecta; Diptera; Culicidae
Product: neurotrypsin-like
Exons: 5
Coding region: 245-3703 (1152 amino acids)
Biological process (GO): proteolysis
Cellular component (GO): membrane; extracellular region
Molecular function (GO): chitin binding; serine-type endopeptidase activity; protein binding
Source: RefSeq, a predicted model, not a curated record
GGUCGGAAGAAGUUGAUAACGUUAGCAUGAAAGAUGAUCGGACUGCUCCAGUAACUGGGUGUUCCGUGGAUGAUGGGUACUCACGAUCACGACUUCCUGAGUGUAGCAGACGUUAUCACUAGGUUUUGCGAAAUUGACCCGAGCGGACGUAUUUUCGGAGCGUUAGCCACGUGUUCGGCUGAACAAGUUUUUCCGUACCAUUGUAUACCAAGUGCACACAAAACAAACGUGGAAUAAUAGGAAGAUGGGAUGCCAGGAUCAAUGGAUAAUCUGGACGGCAUCGGUGAUAUUGCUGCUCGUAAAUGAUGCAUACGGUAUCUUUGAUCCACGAACCAACUCUGGCCCCAAUGUAAAUAUGAUGCCCCAGGUCCACAGCGACUACAGCAAAGUGCACACUCACAAGGCACGUGCAUAUGAACCAAACUACGCUCGAAGUGAUUUCAAUUUACAUUAUCAUGCACCUCCAUAUCGAACUUCUGACAUUUCAUCUACCACACCUCGUCCAGUGGCUACGGAAUUCAUGCCACAAAAGAGCCUGCCGAGGCUUCAAACCAGUCCUAGCAACAGACUUGGCAAAGAAAAUGCCAUAUCGGACGCUAAUAAUUCUAAAUUGAAGGAAAACAAAUCACCUACCGAUGGGAACUUUAACGGCCUUCAGUGUCCACCAUUGGAAUCGGGGCACUUUGUUUACAUUAUGGACUGUAGACAAUUUUUGAACUGCUGGAAAGGUCGCGGCUACAUUCAGAGUUGUGCACCUGGCACGCUUUUCAACUCGGAAACACGACAAUGCGACCAUCCUUCAAAAGUACAUUGCACUACUUCAAGCACAAUGGAUGACUAUAAGAAAUUAACUAAACUUAAGAAACCCCGUGACUUGAAAUCUGCUGCAUAUACCCAGGACUACGAUUACGAAUCCCUUCAACCAACCAACGCAGUCCAGAUUAAAUGCCCGCCUGAUGCGGUUGGACUUCGGGAGCAUCCAACAGAUUGCAGGAAAUUUUUAAACUGUAACAAUGGAGUCAUGUUUAUUCAAGACUGUGGACCCGGCACAGCGUUCAAUCCAGCGAUAUCCACCUGUGAUCAUAUCUACAAUGUGGAUUGUAACCGUUAUCAAAAUAUUAAAGAACAGGAAACAGUUCGCCAGCCUAAUCCAGAUGCAGAGGAAAUCGAUGUUGAAAAUGUGACAUAUGACAUAGAUGUCCGAUUCGACCUUGAUGUGGAACAAGAAUUAACAAAAACUACGCCAAUUCCGAAUAUUCAGCAGCAGAUUCCGAAGCCAAUUUACCAAAGACCGUCAGCUAGUGAGAUACGCCCUGUGUAUUUACCGCCACUAAGUACAACUCCAAAAAUGAAUCAGGCAAAUAAUAGAUAUAAUCCAGAUUUCUAUCGUCCUAAUGUGACACCUGGAUCACCCACUUUGAACGACAGUCAAUCGUCUCUUCCAAUCAGUGAGGCUCUCAAAGUACUCCUGCGACCGUACCUAUCCGAUCAGAACGUAGAACUCGAUAUGGACAAAGUCAAUACGAUGAUGAAUAAAUCGACAACUCCAAAAAAUGAGUUGGAGGUUUUAGGAUUAAACAAAAAUCAAAAUCCAAACACCCAAUCAUCCCCUUAUAUUGCUUCUCCGUUGGAACUCAACUCUCAGCAUGGAGGACAUCAAACACUGCUUGAUCCCACUCCAACUAAUCGGCCGCCAACACCUUACGGAUCAAGAGCCUAUCACAAUCCGGAUUUCAAUCGUCAACAUGCCUCACCCCCUUCUGCACCGCAGCAGGAGCUCCAAAGAUGGUACCCCCUUCAUCGUAUCAGGAAUACCACCACAGCUCCGGCGGUGAAAAGUCGCUUCGGCGAAGAUUCACCACAAUGGCGCCCAAUCGCAACAACAUCAACAACGAAACGUCCAACAUCGACUGCGAAUCCGUGUAAAGAUAAAUUCAUCUGUGGCAACAGAAAAUGCAUCGAUCAAUCGAAAGUUUGCGACGGUAAAGUCGACUGUGACAAUCGUGCAGACGAACGCAACUGCAGCCAUAUUGGUUACGAAGUACGAUUGUCUAACAAACAUCAGGGACGUAUUGAGGUUAAAGUGUUUGACAAAUGGGGAUAUGUUUGCGAUGAUAACUUCAGUAUAGAAGCAGCCCAUGUAGUCUGUCGAGAGUUAGGCUUUGAAGCUGGGGCUCUCGAGCUGAAGCCUAAUUCGUUCUAUCCACCCAAUGCGGCGAUGGCAAACAAUGGUCGUACGGUGUAUAUCAUGGAUGAAGUAAGAUGCACCGGGAACGAGAGUUCACUGAAAGAUUGUGCCUUCUCGGGAUGGGGAGUUCAUGAUUGUAAUGCUGAGGAAGUGGUGGGAGUGGUAUGCAAGACACCUAAAAUGACUUGUCCGAGCGAUUAUUGGUUGUGUAAUACAUCGUCAGAGUGUGUCCCAGUUGGUUUCCUCUGCGAUAAUGUAAUGGAUUGCGCUGAUGGAUCAGAUGAGAAUGUUCAACACUGCAAUGCCCCACUAGAGAUGCGCUUGGUUGAUGGACCAAGCAACACAGAAGGGCGAGUCGAAGUGAAGUACCGUGGAAUCUGGGGUACAAUUUGUGAUGACGACUUCGGAAUUCGGGAAGCUCGAGUAGUAUGUAGACAACUUGGGUUGAACGGGACGGCGGAAGUGAGAAAGAACAGAUAUAAACAAGGUACUGGUCAAAUUUGGCUAGAUCAGGUCGUUUGUAAUGGUGAUGAGAAGUCUCUUGAUGAUUGUACGCAUUGGCACUGGGGAGAGCAUAACUGUGGACAUACGGAAGAUGUAGAAGUAAGGUGUGGGUCAUCCCAAACAGGUAGACCAACGCCAGCGCAACUUCGAGCAUCAGGAAAAUCCAUGAAAUUCGACUUUGUCGAGAAAUCAAGUAAGAUUUACCCAGACAGCUGCGGUCAAUUACAAAUCGAUCCACAACUAGUUAAACCAACUUACGGAUCGCGAGUAGUUCAUGGAGGGGAAACAGUAUAUGGACAUCACCCGUGGCAAGCAGCGUUGAGGGCCAAAAAACAAGGCAAAUCGGUCCACUGGUGUGGUGCCGUUUUAAUUUCCAAGUAUCAUAUCCUGACAGCAGCUCAUUGUCUGGUUGGAUACCCCAAGGGUGCCUACAUGAUUCGCAUUGGUGACUAUAAUACAGAAGCUUUGGAGGCGGCAGAGAUCGAUAUCUUCAUUGAAGAUUACUACAUCCACGAAAACUUCCGAGUUGGCCAUCAUAUGAAUAAUGAUAUCGCCGUCGUUCUGUUGAAAACCCCGAUAAGAUUCAGCGAAUACGUUCAGCCAGUUUGCCUUCCUUCUAAAAGUCAAAUCUACCAGGAGGGAAUGAAUUGUACAAUUUCUGGAUGGGGCUCAACUGAGUCUGGUUCUUCAGUCCAUUCAUUGGAAUUAAGAACAGCCAAAGUUCCACUGUUAUCGGAUGCCGUUUGUAAUCAACCCGAAGUGUACGGUAACAAUAUCACCGAUGGGAUGUUCUGUGCAGGCACAUUGGAUGGGGGUGUUGACGCGUGUGAAGGUGAUUCAGGUGGACCAUUAGUGUGCAUGAACGAUCGUGGCCAUACGCUUUAUGGGAUAAUUUCAUGGGGAUUCCACUGCGGUUACGUCAAUAAACCAGGAGUCUAUGUCAAAGUGUCGCACUAUCUGGACUGGAUAGAACAGAAACUCAAACAAUCGCUGCACAUGUACGGCGUUUGAAGAACGUACCUUAAUUUUGUAUAUUACCUCUAGGAAAUAGUAAAACAACAAUGAACAAUGAAUAUUUUUAUGGACCAAAACUUUUUUUACAAUAAACUUUACAAUCGUUUUUCUA